Hemiscyllium ocellatum (epaulette shark) is the source of this 809-nucleotide messenger RNA. It is a transcript of the gene pdrg1, whose product is annotated as p53 and DNA-damage regulated 1. The record is from RefSeq and is a predicted model, not a curated record. Lineage: Eukaryota; Metazoa; Chordata; Chondrichthyes; Orectolobiformes; Hemiscylliidae. The transcript has 5 exons. The coding region runs from base 46 to 444 and encodes 132 amino acids. Gene Ontology annotation, biological process: protein folding. Gene Ontology annotation, cellular component: prefoldin complex.
UUGACAGCCCAGGCGGAGACGGUUGGAAGUUGGUUCAGGCUGAAGAUGGCGCGGAAGCCGGAGCUGUUGAUGAAUUACCUGACUGAGGUGGAAGAGCUGGCGGAGAGUUUGUUGGCCGAUAAACAGCAGAUCGUUGACCUUGAUUUGAAGAGAAAUCAGAACCGUGAAGCACUGAGAGCCCUAUGUAAGAACACUGAGAAGUCUGGCAAUGUGAUGGUUUGUUUUGGAAACAUGUUUAUCAAAUUCCCCAAUUCUAAAACUAGAGAGAUGAUCCAGAAAGAUCAAGAACAAUUGGAUAAAGAGAUACAUAAGCUUUAUAAGCAGCUGAAAGUGAAAGUUAAUCAUUUGAAUGAAGCUCAAGGAAAACCUGAACUUAAAGGAUUCAAUCUUUCCCCUUUAACUCAAGAAGAAUUGAGUGCCAUUGAGAAGACACUGAAGAGCUGAAAGUUGCUUAUGCCUUGUAAAUUGGUGAGAACUGGGCAGAAUACCAUAUAUUGGAGGAACAGCUACUUUGGAAACCAUAGACAGCAUGUUUGCAACUUGGGCCAUAAAAGAUGUGGGAUUUUUUUUCCAACAUUGCUCAAGUUCCAAGGUUUACCAGAUCGCUUUCAGUGGGAUUAUGAUAUUUGAAAUCAUUAAUCCUUGAAUCAUUCAAGAAGAGUGUCAUUUUAUCCAUGUCUAUUGGUGGCCAACUUCCUCUCCUUUCUUCCCAGAAUUUGCCUGGGACUUGAACAGUUACAAUAACUUGCCACAGCUGACUACUCGGCCAGUGUACUUUACGAAUAAAAUUGCUGGAUUUCUGAAUUAAA